AAGUCCCACGUGAGCGGCGGCGCGGCGGGCCUGUCAUGGCGUCUCCCAGCGGCUGCUCGGCGCAGCCGGGCUGGCGGGGGCCCGGGGCCGCGGCCGCGGCGGGGGCGCUGGGCGAGGAGGACGCGGAGGGUUUGUACGUGGCGGUGGAGCGGUGCCCGCUGUGCAACACCACCCGCCGCCGCCUCACCUGCGCCAAGUGCGUCCGCGGCGGGGACUUCGUCUUCUUCGACGGGCGCGACUCCGAGAGGUUUUUAGACAAGAAAGAGAGGUUAAAGCAUUUCAAAAACAAACAGAGUGAAUUCCAAAACCAUGUUUUAAAGGCUAUGGAAGGGAAAAGGAUAACUGAUCAGCUGAGAUGGAAAAUAAUGUCUUGCAAGAUGAGGAUUGAGCAGCUGAAACAAACCAUUUGCAAAGAGAAUGAUGAAAUGACAAGAAGCUCAGAGGGGCUUUUCAGAAUUAAAGAUGAGAACCAGAAGCUUUACCGCAGGGCUCAGAGGCAUCAGGAGAAGAAAGAGAAGAUCCAGAGACAUAACCGCAAGCUCGGAGACCUGGUGGAGAAAAAAAAUUAUGAUUUGAGAAGCCAACACGAACACUUGGCAAAUCUUCGACGGUCACACAUACUGGAGCUAACGUCUGUCAUUUUUCCCAUUGAGGAAGUGAAGACUGGCAUGAGAGACCCUGCAGAUGUUUCUUCUGAGAGUGACAAUGCCAUGACCUCUAGCACUGUGAGCAAGCUUGCAGAAGCCAGGAGAACUACGUAUCUCUCUGGGAGAUGGGUGUGUGAUGACCACAAUGGGGACACCAGCAUCAGCAUUGCAGGGCCUUGGAUAAGUCUUCCUAAUAAUGGAGACUAUUCAGUUUAUUACAACUGGGUGGAAGAGAAAAAAACUACACAAGGACCGGAUAUGGAGCAUAAUAAUCCUGCCUAUACCAUCAGUGCUGCAUUGUGCUAUGCAACUCAACUCGUUAACAUUUUGUCUCAUAUACUUGAUGUAAAUCUUCCCAAGAAGUUGUGUAACAGCGAGUUCUGUAGCGAGAACCUCAGCAGGUGGAAGUUUACUCGGGCAGUGAAGAAGCUGAAUGCCAAUAUCCUUUAUCUUUGUUUUUCUCAGCAUGUAAAUUUAGAUUUAUUGCAUCCACUACAUACACUCAGGAACCUUAUGUACCUGGUCAGUCCAGACACUGAAAACUUGGGCAGGUCUGGGCCAUUUGAAAUAAGUGCUGAUCUUGAAGACUCCAUGGAGUUGGUGGAUCCCGGUGCUGCUGGUGAAACGGAUGAGAGUGGAGAUGAGCACGUCAGCGACGAAGAGACUGACCUAGGGACGGACUGGGAGAAUCUGCCAAGCCCUAGAUUCUGCGAUAUCCCCUCUCAGCCGGUAGAGAUGUUGCAGAGUCGGAGCACACAGGCCUCCCCGCCUAUCGCCAGCAGCAGCGCGGGUGGAAUGAUUUCUUCUGCUGCAGCCUCCGUGACGUCCUGGUUCAAGGCAUACACUGGACACCGUUAACGAGCACACGGGAAGGAUCAUAGGCCUUGCGGAAGGAAUCCCUCCCCCGCCAAUGCUGUAAUAACCCUUACAUGUUGAGUUAAGUAGUGCCUGGAAUGCAAGAGGUCAGACUUUAAUUUUGUAAACCAGAAGAACCUUUUUAUUUACUCAAGAUGACUGUGACGGUGACGUUUUGUAAAUUAGCUAGACCUACGCUUCUGACUUAUUCCAUAAGAGCACUUGCUGUCUCUGAAUUCUGUCUGCAUUGUUGAAUGGUGAAGAAAAAGGGCCCUGCAGCAGUGUCCAGAUUUUUACUUCCUGAAGGAGGAGGAGGUUUGGAAUACUCAGAUCAGGGACAAGGAUGGGGAGAAAGCUGCUAAAAAUUCAGACUGGACAGUGAUGCAAACACACAUGAGUCACAUUUGGUUAAACUCCCUACAGAGUUUUGUUUGUGUGUGUUUAGAUCUGGGUCACAUACUGCAUAGAAAACUUACAGCACAACUGUACAUCUUGAAAUCAUUUUUUUGUUCAUCUGGGAUAUGAACAUUUUUAAUGUGGUUUUUCAUCUUUGUUGCCAUAUUUUUAAGAGAAAGCAGCAUGGAUUGUGACUUACGACGUUGAUUGCUUUUUAAAAAUUGGGUUCUGGGUAUGCUCUUGGGGUAGAAAACUGGUUCAUUUCACGCUGUUUUCAUUAGCAGGUUGUCUAAAAGUUUCAGGUUGUGCUGUUCAAAGCACCCAGGGUUUUUACUAUUAAUACCACACACACCAAAGAAACACUGGACAUUCUCUUAACUGGACCCACAUUCGCCAAUACAGAAGGAUGACAUUGCUGCAAUAAUAUCCAUCAAUUACAACAGCUCCAUGGUUGCAGUUUUCACUUCAAGCUAGUUUAAUGAAGCUGUGUGGUCUCCAUGCAUUUGAAAAGCUAUUUUAUUUUGUGUUUAUAGUGGGGGGGGGGGGUUCUUGCUCACUAACUACUGAGAAGUCCAUUUCACUGCAGAAAUGCUUAUGGUGCAGUCAGCCUGCCUGAAAAACCACAGGAAGAUGUGUGGGCAGACACUUUCAUUAGCAAGCGCCCCUCUGCAGCCUCCUGCCUUGCAGAUACGUAUUAAUUUGCGUACAAAUGUUUUUCUCAGUGAGCUUCAGAAACAUGAUUUACAUUUUAUCCAGCUGAGAUGAUUUUACUUCUUCAUGGAGUAAAUGGCAUAAACACAUGUUCCCCUCCCACUCCCCUCAAAUGGAAGAUCUCAGCCAUUCUAUCUUAUUGUUCUCUUAUGGUGACACGUCUGUUCCUGUACAAACAGCUGGUGGUAGAUUGCAGUGAGCUUAUGUGGGAUUACUUUGUCAUCUCUGGGUGCGUGUGCACUUGUCAGAUAUUGGCUCUGGGGCUUGCUCACCUCACUCUUCCUUUCCCUCUGUAGUGAUUUUUCUUCUAACUAGAAGAAUGAGAUGUAUGACUUCCUGAAUGCUGGCUCAUGUAACUCCAGCAAGGAGUGCUGGAAGAAGGGCAACUUGUAAUACUUCUCUGCCCCCGAGUCCAGGCAGAUUUACACACAGUGAUGGGCUCUUUUACUGAAGCGUACCAAUCACAAGCUCUUCUCUCUCCCUUUUCCCUCUUUUGUAUGGCAGCUCUUUCCAUGUAGCCUCAGGGGUGAGGAUGUGACAAAGAAGCCUUCGGGGAUAUGGGAUUCCUUUAAUUUUUUCUUAUUUUGUGACUUUGGGGAAUUUUUUUUUUUUUUAAACCAAAGACCCUUAAAUCUGUAAUGUUGGAACGUAAACUUUUAGAUGGGAUUUCCCUGAAUCCAUACAACUGCUUUAGUUGAAACCCAAGACUGGGGUUCAUUCUGGGAAAGGGAACAGUUGAAUUAAUAGGAGAAUAGUCAAGAAUCCUGCUCUAAUAUAGUCUGAAUUAAGACUGCCAGGUCGCUAGAGACUGCUGCUGAGGAUAAGACUAGAACUCUGUCCAAGGACGGGGGAAGCUAGGAUUCUGUUACUGUGUUAAGUAAAAGCACUUUACUAGUUGCAGCCGAUCAGAUCCCUUGGAGUGUGUGAGCAACCAGCACAUGCUCACAAGUACUGUAUUUUGGGCUCUUCGUGUCACCUCUGAUACUAUUCGGUUCUCCAUUUAUUUUGCACUGGACCACACCAUGUAAAUAUCCUUUUACGUACACAUUUCUACCACUGUUUUAUGUGCUACUUAUUAGUUCUUGCAUUUACAUGAAAAAAGUUUUAUUUCAGUUUUAUACACUAAACUUAAUUAGGUACUUCACAAAAAAUCUUUAAGCCAUAGACCGUCAUAAACAUCAUGUUUUCCAUAUUUUAAAAUAAUUUCUUUGCACACAUGUCAUUUCACUCAAAGUGUGCAGAGGCACCAAAAGAUUGUUACAAUGAGAUGGGACAUAUCUUUUCAAUAAAUGCUUUUGUAACAGGAUACAGAAUUUUUUUCUUAAAAAAAAAAAAAAGGAAAAAAAAUGGUUUGCAGUGAUGGGGGCGGGAUGGUUUGUGUCCAAACCUUGAGUGCACUUGACUGGAUUAGUUAAUAGAUUGUUUGUUUUUCCCAGGGGUUGGGAGGGGGAAACCGCCCUUCAAUUAUGCAUAUUCUAUUUGAAGGCAGCCAAUAGAGAAUUUAUUAAAUGAUUUACGGUACCAUGAAUGCAGGAAUUUCCAUUUAGGCCAUGAUUUUUGAAAGCAACUAGUGAUCUUAAGUGCCUAACCCAAGAUUUUCAGGGACAGGGCUGAGAACCAUCAGCUGAAAAACAGGCCCCUUUCAGGUGUCUCAAACUGGGCACCUAAAAAUCACUAGUCAUUUUUGAAAAGCUGUGCCUUCCUCUGCAACUUCCAAACUGCUGUAACUAAACACAAAUGUUUUAUCUAAAUUUUAUUGUAUUACUGCAAUAAAUCUUUAACGGUAA
Dermochelys coriacea (leatherback sea turtle) is the source of this 4396-nucleotide messenger RNA. RefSeq names its product autophagy related 14 (gene ATG14). The coding region runs from base 36 to 1505 and encodes 489 amino acids. The transcript is spliced from 10 exons. Gene Ontology annotation, cellular component: autophagosome; extrinsic component of phagophore assembly site membrane; extrinsic component of omegasome membrane. Gene Ontology annotation, biological process: cellular response to starvation; autophagosome assembly; mitophagy. The record is from RefSeq and is a predicted model, not a curated record. Lineage: Eukaryota; Metazoa; Chordata; Testudines; Dermochelyidae.